Etheostoma cragini (Arkansas darter) is the source of this 2220-nucleotide messenger RNA. It is a transcript of the gene zbtb1, whose product is annotated as zinc finger and BTB domain containing 1. Lineage: Eukaryota; Metazoa; Chordata; Actinopteri; Perciformes; Percidae. Gene Ontology annotation, molecular function: protein binding. The transcript has 3 exons. The record is from RefSeq and is a predicted model, not a curated record. The coding region runs from base 232 to 2154 and encodes 640 amino acids. Gene Ontology annotation, biological process: regulation of immune system process; negative regulation of transcription by RNA polymerase II; regulation of cytokine production.
AAGUGUCUUCCUGUGUGUCCUCACUGUGUGGGGCUUGACGGAGCGGCAGUCUGUGCGGAAGUUCUUUCAUCCUGCAGGAGGAGAAGAAGAAGAAGAAGAAGAGAGGCUUCUUCUUCGUCUCGACUGAACGCAACAAGCCGCCGGAACCGUCCGGACCCCCGGGACUCUCACACACCCGCGGCCGACAACAGAGCGUCUCCGCCGGCCUCCGGACCCACGGUGAGUCGGGCGAUGGCGAGGCCGAGCCACAGCGACCACGUCCUCCAGCAGCUCAACAACCAGCGUGAGUGGGGCUUCCUGUGCGACUGCCUCAUCGCCAUCGGCGACACGUACUUCCGCGCCCACCGCGCCGUGCUGGCGGCGUGCAGCUCCUACUUCCGCAUGAUGUUCAUCCGCGACGGCGCCGCCGCCGCCACCGCCGGCCGCCUGGACCUCAGCAACAUGGCCAUCAGCGCCGAGUGCUUCGACCUCAUCCUGCAGCUCAUGUACCUCGGCCGCAUCGUCGUCGGGGGUUACGAGUUCGGCGAGCUGAAGGCGUCCAUGGCGACCCUGCAGAUGUACUACAUCCCCGACUCGCUGGACGACCUGCGCGACAUCCGCAGCGCCAACAUCGCGCCGUCGUCCUCCGCGUCUUCCUCCAGCGGCGCCGGCGCCGGGAAGAUGAUGUUCGGCGUGCGCAUGUACGAGCAGCCAAGAACCGCCGGCGCCACCGGCGACGCCGCAGCCGCACCUGAAGCGGAGCGGCUACCGAAAGCCGUGAGCAGCAGCAGCAGCAGCAGCGGGCGCCAGGCGGGCACUAGCAGACCCGAGGGCGCCGCCACGCCGAUGUUGGCGGCGGCGCCGCUGCCGGACGGCGCCGGGGAUCAGCCGUGUGACUUGAGGAAGCGCCCGAGCGGGAGGGGCUCGGCGCUGAAGGAGCGCCCACGCUUCGGGCGCACGUACACGUGCGACGACUGCGGGUUUGUGUUCAGCUGCGAGAAACUGUUGAUCGAACACAUCCUGACGUGCACCAACCGGAAGGCGUUCCACCGGCCGCGGGCCGGCGGCGACGCCGAGAGCUCGGCGUCCGAGAGCGUGGAGGAGCACCAGCGGCUGAAAGGCGAGGACGAGUCGGAGCGAGACGGCGAGCUCGUGAGCGUCAAGACGGAGCCGGAGGAAAACCUCUUCCCCGACAUCGAGAUGGUCCGCGUGGGCGAGCACGCCGCCAGAGAGCGCCGCGCCCGCGAGCCGGAGCCCGGCGCAUCGGGGCUGGACGCCGGCGGCGGCGAGGCGUUGGAAGGACACGUGUCGAGCGGCGAAGACCCGGGAAUCCCCGCGAAGCUUCGUAGAGUCAAAGAGGAGACGCAGGACGGCGGCGGCGGCGCCCCGUGCGAGCUGUGCGGCGCGCCUUUGACGGAGGAGGACACGGCGUCCCACUACCUGUCCAACCACAUGGGGAACAUCUGCGCCUGCGGACGCUGCGGACGCGUCCUCAUCAAAGGACGACAGCUGCAGGAGCACGCCGAGCGCUGCGGAGACACACAAGGAGGCGAGUCGGACUCCCCCGGCGAGGACGAGGCGUCUCUACCGGAGGACCCGUCGGGGGUGGAGGACGUGGACCUGGCGUGCCCCCACUGCGGCGCCCUCUUCCAGAGCGAGAGCCUGGCGUUGGAGCACACCCUGUCCUGCCACGAGGACCUCCUGCGCCCGCCGCUGCUGGACGACGGCGCCCCCCCCCCCGGGGAACCGGACCACCGCCGCAAACACUUCUGCAGCAUCUGCGGCAAAGGCUUCUACCAGCGGUGCCACCUGCGGGAGCACUACACCGUGCACACCAAGGAGAAGCAGUUCAGCUGCCAGACCUGCGGGAAGCAGUUCCUGCGCGAGCGCCAGCUGCGCCUGCACACCGACAUGCACCGCGGCAUGGCGCGCUACGUCUGCCCCGUCUGCGACCAGGGCACCUUCCUCAAGCACGACCACGUGCGUCACAUGAUCUCCCACCUGGCGGCCGGCGAGACCAUCUGCCAGGUGUGCUUCCAGAUCUUCCCCGGCGGCGAGCAGCUGGAGACGCACAUGGACGUGCACCUGUACAUCUGCGGCGUCUGCGGGGAGAAGUUCCGCCUUCGGAAAGACAUGCGGAGCCACUACAACGCCAAGCACACCCGGAGGCUGUAGGGGCCCCUACACCAGCCCAACACCCCCUGGAGGCUGUAGGGGCCCCCCAUUACCACCCGGAGGCUG